Messenger RNA from Paramecium pentaurelia, 1574 nucleotides. NCBI's taxonomy places the organism in Eukaryota, Ciliophora, Oligohymenophorea, Peniculida, Parameciidae. The record is from the annotation of a GenBank genome assembly.
AUGAUUUCAUUUUAUUAAUAAGUUCCUUUAAAAGUAGAGGCAUUUACUCACAGUUAAAUUUGUGUUAGGAUUUCUUGUUGGAUUGCAUUUUUCUUAUGUCUACAACUUUUUGGAAUUGGGGAUAGAAAGAAAUUUGUUUCUAAACCAUUUUAUCAUUAAGAAUGUUAAGAAAGUGAUUACUAAAAUUAAACUAAACUUAUUUGUUCUUCUAUUGGAAUGUUUUAACCAGAGAUGAAGGAUGUUAAAUUGGAAAUCAAUAUUUCAAUCUCCAAUGUAACAACAACAAUAUAAAUUAGGAAGAUUUAUACAAAUUGAAUAAAAGCAAACUUUCAUCUGAAUUUUAAAUCAGUACUAUAAAUGUUCAAUUAACUUUAUAUAGCAAUUAAUCACUUGAUAAUUCAACGUAUAAAUAUAUAAUAGUAAAGUGAAAUGAAGAAUUAUUAGAGUUAUGAAACAAUAAUGAUAGAUGAAUAAAUAAAUACAAAAUUAGAUUGCUUGAAAUGGUUUGAUCAUUUUAAUUGUAUUGGAGAAUUAAGAGAAAUAAAUACAAAUUAAAAUACAUUAUUUCUAUCCCAUAUAUCCAUUAUAAAACCACCAGAAUAUUAAACAUUAAAAAUGUAAUAUUUAUAAUCAACUUUUGAAAAUACUCAAUUUUAUCGUAUACUUCUCUCAUGUUAAGUAAAUUCUAUAUAUAUAUUUUUAAUUAGUUUCUUUUCACUGUAAUUAUUAUUUAUGCAAUGUGUUAUUUAUAUAUUAAUAUUGAUGGUUACUAAAAAAUAUAAUGGCCAGAUAUUUUAAAAUGGAUACCUUUUUUAUUAGUGUUAAUGGUAUUUUAUAAUAUGCCAAUUUAAUUAUUUAGAUAUUCUCAUUUAUAUUUUGUAUAAGGUUAUACAAAUAUGAUUUAAUUAUUUGUAUAAACUAGUUUAUUAUAUUUCUGGUUGAUUAUAUUUGAAUUUUAGAAAUUUUAAAAUAUGACAAUGGAAGAUAUAAUUAAUAAAAAGAGAUUAUUAUAAUUGAAACAUGCAUUUUAGAUUAUUAUUGUUUUAUUGUAUACUUUACCAUAAGCAUUUAUGAAUCUUUAUCUCUUUUAUCAAAAAUAAAAUAAUUCAUAAUUUGAUAUUAAAAAAGAUAUACAAUUUUAUGAAAUCUAUGAGAAAUACAUAUUAACAGUAUUAACAAUAUAUACAUUAUGCUUUUUUUAUUUGCUUUAUAAAUAAUUUAAUUACACUCAACCAAAUAUGAAUAAUGAAAUAGUUAAAGUUUAAGAAACACAAUAUGAAAUAUUCCCAGAAUAAGAUUAAUCCAAAUUUGCAAAAGUAUAAAUUAGAAAGUAUAAAUUAUUACAUAUACUUUCUACAUUAUGCUUUUUUGUUUUGCUUUAUAAUUAAUAUAUAAGAAUACUUAGACCUAAAUAAAUUACUGUAUUAAGUAGUGUCAAUGAAUGGAGUUUAAUCAACAUUUAUAUAUGUAUGAUUAUUCAAUUUUAUAUACCAUCUAAAAGGGAAUCAUAUAAUAUACCAAAUGAAGUUACUGAUAAUAAAAUUUAAUAAGUGGAAUAAGAAGAAGCAAUAUGA